Messenger RNA from Toxorhynchites rutilus septentrionalis, 1255 nucleotides. RefSeq names its product ribosome maturation protein SBDS (gene Sbds). Lineage: Eukaryota; Metazoa; Arthropoda; Insecta; Diptera; Culicidae. The record is from RefSeq and is a predicted model, not a curated record. Gene Ontology annotation, biological process: cytosolic ribosome assembly; ribosome biogenesis. The transcript has a single exon. Bases 383 to 1141 code for a protein of 252 amino acids.
UUUUGCAUAUUGAAAAAAAAAGUUUUGUAAUUGAUUACAUAUCUAGUUCUCACGGCCCGUUUAAGGGUUAAAAAUAAUUUUCAAGUUGAACUUCGUAGAAACCGUUUCAAUUUGCCCCGGCUUUCUUCAUAAUGCCUAUUUUGCCCUCGUGGGGAAUGUUUUUAGUGCGAGUGUCAAAUAGAUGAUAAGUCGAAUAAUCAACUGCCUGGAGAAAAAAGGUUUCACCGAUAUCUGCUCCAAAACUUAUUUUUUGAAUAGACACCUAUGUGAUGUCGCUCAGAGUGUUCACAGCGGUUAUCGUUUGGUACCUCCCUAAACACGAUUUCCUUCAGAAAAACAAAUAAUAAACACAUCACAGUUUCGAACCCCAGAGCGGUGCAGGAUGCCGAAAAUUUUCACUCCUACAAAUCAGAUCCGACUUACGAAUGUGGCCGUAGUGCGAAUCAAAAAGGCCGGCAAACGUUUCGAGAUUGCUUGCUACAAAAACAAGGUCGUCUCGUGGCGUACCGGCGCCGAGAAGGAUCUCGAUGAGGUGCUCCAGUCGGCAUCGGUUUUCACCAAUGUGUCCAAGGGUGAGGUCGCGAAAAAGGAGGACCUGCUGAAGGCAUUCGGGAAAGAUGACAUCACCGAGAUUUGCAAGGAAAUUUUGGCGAAGGGAGAGCUGCAGAUUUCGGAGAAGGAACGGCACGACCAGCUGGAAGCGAUGUUUAGGGAGAUUGCGACAAACGUUGCCGACCGGUGUGUCAAUCCGGAAACGAAGCGACCCUAUCCGGUGUCGAUUAUCGAGAAAUCAAUCAGAGAUAUUCACUACUCGAUUAAGCCGAAUCGAAAUGCGAAGCAGCAGGCCUUGGAGGUGAUAAAACUUCUGCAGGCGACAAUUCCGUUGGAGAGAGCAAAGAUGCGACUGAAAGUUACAUUGCCGCGGAAGGAAGCGAAGCGCCUGAAGGAUAAAAUUGUGAAGUUGUGUUCGCCACUGGAAGGCGAGGAAACCGAAGGAGACAAACUUGUGCUGAUUUGUCUGAUCAAUCCUGGACAUUACCGAGAGAUAGACGAGAUAAUCCAGAAGGAAACGAAAGGUAACGGCGUUUUGGAAGUACUGAACCUGAAGGAAAUCAAAGAAGGAGAAGAAGUACUAGAGUAGAUCUUAUUGCGUGUUAACUUUUUGUUGUUGUUUCUGAUUAAAAAUUACGUUCGUUAAUUUGCGGUAAUUAAAUGCUAUAUUUUUGCUACUAAUAAAAGACCAAAUUUUUUAUUA